UUUUACUCUCAUGAAGACAUUAAAAGGGAAAAAUAUAAUCUCAAAAUUUCAUCAUACUCUAUAUAUUAGUAAACUAAUUACCUUACUUACCUAUAUACUCAUUCUUUUUAUUGGAUUUUAAUAUUAUUAUUAUUUUUUUUUUUAUACAUUCACAUAAUUUAUCAAUUGUUAAGGAGGUUUUAGAUAAUUAACUGAUCUUUCUUGGGCUUUUCCCAAAUUUCAGAAAAUUAAGAUUGUAAAAACGAUUUAAGAAUAAUUUAGGGGUGUCUAAGAGAAAAAGAAAUGGGGUUAGCGGCAAGAAUAUACCCAAAAAUACCGGAAGCCACCUUUGACACCAACUAGAAAGAGUAAGCUGCUCCUUAACCAUUACACUUUUUGAUAAUGGCGAAGACAACGAGUCAUUUGAGAAUAAUUUUCUUGAUUAAUCUGUAUUUAUUAUACUCACACUCCAUCUUGACUAUCGGAUUCGAUGAUCAACUCCGAACAACGCCGGAAACUGAUUUGAGAGUCGGAGAAAGUAGUGGAAGGUUCAAGAUUGGUGUUUUUGCUGACUUGCAUUUCGGAGAAAACGCGUGGACCGAUUGGGGACCUCGCCAGGAUGUCCGCUCUUUGAGAGUCAUGUCUACUGUGCUUGAACAUGAAUCUCCUGAUUUUGUCGUAUACCUUGGAGAUGUCAUUACAGCCAACAACAUACCCAUUGCAAAUGCAAGCUUGUAUUGGGAUCAAGCAAUCUCUCCAACAAGAAGAAGGGGCAUACCAUGGGCUAGUGUGUUUGGAAACCAUGAUGAUGCACCAUUCGAGUGGCCGUUAGAGUGGUUUUCAGCUCCUGGAAUUCCACAAAUUAUCUGCCCUGUGGCCAAUUUAUCACAUUCAGGGCAAGAAGAAUGUGGCUUCAAAGGCACGCAUCGUGUAGAGCUAAUGAAGAAAGAGAUUGAUAAUAAUAUACAGUCACAUUCUAGAAAUGGGCCUAAAGAUCUUUGGCCAAGUAUUUCCAACUAUGUCCUCCAGGUCUCAUCAUCAAAUAACCCUCAGAAGGCUGUGGCCUAUAUGUAUUUUCUAGAUUCUGGUGGUGGCUCCUACCCAGAAGUUAUAUCAAGUGCCCAAGCAGAAUGGUUCCGGCAUAAAUCUCAAGAAAUCAAUCCUGAUUCAAGUGUUCCUGAGAUAGUUUUUUGGCAUAUACCAAGUAAAGCUUAUAAGAAAGUGGCUCCGAAAUUUGGAAUACACAGGCCUUGUGUGGGUUCAAUUAAUAAGGAAAGUGUUGCUCCUCAAGAAGCUGAAAUGGGUAUAAUGAAAAUUCUCGUCAAAAGGUCUUCUGUCAAGGAAACUGUGGGGACAAGAAUUUGAAGUACUGCCACAGUAAAUUGUUUAAGUUGAACAUUAUUGGG
This is a messenger RNA of Pistacia vera, 1385 nucleotides long. RefSeq names its product probable inactive purple acid phosphatase 16. Gene Ontology annotation, cellular component: cytoplasm. The transcript has 5 exons. Lineage: Eukaryota; Viridiplantae; Streptophyta; Magnoliopsida; Sapindales; Anacardiaceae. The record is from RefSeq and is a predicted model, not a curated record. The coding region runs from base 382 to 1344 and encodes 320 amino acids. Gene Ontology annotation, molecular function: hydrolase activity, acting on ester bonds.